Messenger RNA from Dicentrarchus labrax (European seabass), 6391 nucleotides. Its product is annotated as zinc finger SWIM domain-containing protein 6. The coding region runs from base 36 to 3437 and encodes 1133 amino acids. Gene Ontology annotation, cellular component: Cul2-RING ubiquitin ligase complex. Gene Ontology annotation, molecular function: zinc ion binding. The record is from RefSeq and is a predicted model, not a curated record. NCBI's taxonomy places the organism in Eukaryota, Metazoa, Chordata, Actinopteri, Moronidae. The transcript is spliced from 14 exons.
GAGGAACUGCGCUUCAGGUUGGAAGCGGUGCGAUCAUGGCCGAGCGAGUCCAGCAGCCCCCAGCCAAGCGGCUCUGCUGCAGGCCCGGCUACAACCCGGCGUGCAGGCAGGGGCAGCGGGCUGGAGGAGUUCUGUGUGGCGGCGCAGGGUCCGCUCCGGGAGGGUCGGGGAAUGGAAAAACGCACAACCCCGAGUCGUUGCUCGACAUCGCGGCACGCAGAGUCGCGGAGAAGUGGCCGUUUCAGAGGGUGGAGGAGCGGUUCGAGAGGAUCCCGGAGCCCGUCCAGCGGAGGAUCGUAUACUGGUCAUUCCCGAGAAGCGAGAAGGAGAUCUGUAUGUAUUCCUCUUUCAACGCCGGAGGAGAGGAAAGUGGAACUAGCGGGGACAAUAAUGACGAGACCCAGCUGCCUUUCCUACGGGGUGUCACUCUGCUAGAGGGUGGCUGGGUGGACAACGUAUUGCAAGUCGGUUUCCAUCUCAGCGGCACGGUGACGGACCCCGCCACACCCUCAUCCCCAGAGCUUGUUUGCAGCGUCAGCGUCAGCUUCGACCGCUGCAAGAUCACGGCGGUAACAUGCACCUGCGGAAACAAAGACAUAUUCUAUUGCGCCCAUGUAGUGGCGCUUUCGCUUUACAGAGUACGGAAGCCUGAGCAGGUCAAACUGCACCUGCCCAUCUCAGAAACCCUGUUCCAGAUGAGCAGAGACCAGCUGCAGAAGUUUGUCCAGUAUCUGAUAUCAGUCCACCACACCGAAGUGUUGCCUACCGCACAGAAACUGGCCGACGAGAUUCUGUCGCAGAACUCGGAGAUCAACCAGGUCCAUGGGGCCCCGGACCCCACAGCAGGAGCCAGUGUGGACGAUGAGAACUGCUGGCAUCUGGAUGAGGAGCAGGUUCAGGAGCAAGUCAAGCUCUUCCUGUCCCAGGGAGGAUACCACGGCUCGGGCAAGCAACUCAACCUGCUCUUCAGCAAGGUGAGGGAGAUGCUGAAGAUGCGUGACUCCAACGGAGCGAGGAUGUUAACACUGAUCACAGAACAGUUCAUGGCCGACCCUCGGCUGGCGCUGUGGAGACAGCAGGGCACCACCAUGACCGACAAGUACAGACAGCUCUGGGACGAGCUAGGUGCCCUGUGGAUGUGCAUCGUACUGAACCCCCACUGCAAACCGGAGCAGAAGUCCUCAUGGCUGCGCCAGCUGCGCAGAUGGAACAGUGUGGACGUCUGCCCCUGGGAGGAUGGUAACCACGGCAACGAGCUGCCCAACCUCACCCACUCACUGCCUCAGGGUGCCCAUGGCAACCAAGAGAUGCGUCCCCACAGGACUGUGUUCACACGGGCCAUUGAGGCCUGUGACCUACACUGGCAGGACCGACACCUCCAGCACAUUAUCGCCAGUGACCUCUAUGCUAACUACUGUUACCAUGACAACCAGGAGGGCUCCCUCUUUGACGCACGCGGCUGGCCCUUGUGGCAUGAACAUGUCCCAACGGCCUGUGCCAGGGUGGAUGCCCUGCGUUCGCAUGGUUACCCAAGAGAAGCCCUUCGACUGGCCAUCGCUGUGGUGAACACGUUACGACGGCAACAGCAGAGGCAACUGGAGCACUUCCGCCGACAUAAGAAAGAGUUGCUCCAUAAAGGCCAUACCUCCAUAACCAACAUGGAGGGCUGGGUAGGACACCCCCUGGAUCCCAUUGGUACCCUGUUCAGCACCCUGACAGAGUCAGGACGAGUGGGAGAGGAGGGCGCUAACACCUGCUUGGACCUCUCAGACUGCUCCAGUGUUGUAAGCCGAGCAGAACUACAGCGAAUGCCCGUGCAGCGAUUGCUAGGAGACGGUGAAUCGUACGUGGCGCUGGCAGUGGAGACGGCUCUCAUCGGCUUAGGCCAGCAGCGGGUGAUGCCCGAUGGGCUGUACGCUCAAGAGAAGGUGUGUCGCAAUGAAGAGCAGCUAUUGGCCAAGCUGCAGGAAGUGGAACUGGACGACUCCCUGGUCAAAAUCUUCCGUAAACAGGCCGUCUUUCUACUAGAGGGUGGUCCAUACUCUGGCCUUGGAGAGAUCGUCCACAGAGAGAGUGUUCCCAUGCACACCUUCGCCCGCUAUCUUUUUACCUCUCUCCUACCUCACGACGCUGAACUGGCGUACAAAAUUGCACUGAGAGCCAUGCGGUUGCCGGUGUUGGAGUCGACGGCCUCGUCCGGUGACCUGUCGAGACCCCACCACAUUGUGUCAGUGGUGCCCAACCGCUACCCGCGCUGGUUCACCCUGAGCCACAUAGAGUCUCAGCAGUGUGAGCUGGCCUCCACCAUGCUCACUGCUGCCAAAGGUGACAGUCGGAGGCUGGAGACAGUCCUGGAGUCCAUCCAGAAAAACAUUCACUCCUCGUCUCAUAUCUUCAAACUGGCACAGGAUGCAUUCAAGAUUGCCACUCUGAUGGACAGCCUGCCUGACAUCACACUUCUCAAAGUCUCUCUGGAGCUGGGACUGCAGGUGAUGAGAAUAACUCUGUCUACAUUAAACUGGAGGAGGAGAGAGAUGGUGCGCUGGUUAGUCACAUGUGCCACUGAAGUGGGUGUGUACGCACUGGACAGCAUCAUGCAGAGCUGGUUCACCCUCUUCACCCCCACAGAAGCCACCAGUAUCGUGGCCACCACUGUCAUGUCCAACAGCACUAUCGUCCGCCUGCACCUGGACUGCCACCAGCAGGAGAACCUGGCUUCAUCUGCCCGCACCCUCGCCCUGCAGUGUGCCAUGAAGGACCCCCAGAACUGCGCCCUCUCUGCUCUUACACUCUGUGAAAAGGACCACAUUGCCUUCGAGACAGCCUACCAGAUUGUACUGGACGCGGCGGCGACAGGGAUGAGCUACACACAGCUGUUCACUAUAGCACGCUACAUGGAACACCGCGGUUACCCGAUGAGGGCAUAUAAGCUGGCGACGUUAGCCAUGGCUCAUCUGAACCUCAGUUACAACCAGGACACACACCCGGCCAUCAAUGACGUGCUGUGGGCCUGUGCGCUCAGCCACUCGCUGGGGAAAAACGAGCUUGCCGCCGUCAUCCCCCUGGUGGUGAAGAGCGUGAAGUGCGCCACCGUGCUCUCGGACAUUUUGCGGAGGUGCACGCUGACCACGCCGGGCAUGGUCUCUGCACUGCACAGCCGCAGGAACUCUGGGAAGCUGAUGUCCCUGGACAAGGCGCCGCUAAGGCAGCUGCUGGACGCAACCAUCGGGGCCUACAUCAACACCACGCACUCACGGCUCACACACAUCAGCCCGCGCCACUACAGCGAGUUCAUCGAGUUCCUGGGGAAGGCCCGGGAGACUUUCAUGAUGGCUCACGACGGACACAUUCAGUUCACCCAGUUCAUAGACAACCUGAAACAGAUCUACAAGGGCAAAAAGAAACUAAUGAUGCUUGUGAGGGAGAGGUUCGGCUGAGGGUGAGGCUGGGGAUCGCCAAAAGCUCCCCUCCCACUCUAGUACUUUUAUAUUAACUUGAGUCUGCCUUUUGAACUUCUUUUGGACUUAUAAAAUAGACAAGUAAAAAGAGGGAUGUGACUUGUAGAAUGAAGCAAAAAGAGAAAGGAAAAGAUGAUGAAAAAAAUCAACAGAGCCACACGCGGUAUUAUUGUUAUUGCUGUUGUUAUUGUUAUAAACAUUAUUACUAUUAUUAUUAUUAUUAAUAAUAUUAUUACUACUAUGUGUACAGAAGUGUUUUUAUUUUUCAGAAGAGAGGAAAUUUGUCAUGUUGUGAAUGUUGUGUGUAUUUCUCUACAUGUGUGCGAGAGGAAAAUGAAAAGUGAAAUGGCUUUUUUUAAAUUUUUGUUCCUUUUUUUAUUUUUAUGAUUUAAAGCAUCUUUUUUUCCCUUUUUCAGUGUAUAUUGAGUUAUAUGUUGUCAAGUGGCUGAAGCCCUUCUACAAUAGCGCUCAUGUAAAAACAAAAAAGAAGAAGAAGAAGAAGAAGAAGAAGAAGAAGAAGAAGAGAAGAAGAAGAAGAAGAAGAGAAGAGGAGAAGAAGAAGAAGAAGAAGAAGAAGAAGAAGAAGAAGAAGAAGAAGAAGACCAAUGUCUCGGCAUCCUCAAAGAGAAACUAAGGCUUUAAACCACACAGAGCACCUCCCUCUGUCCAGGCCCUCAGCAGUGGGCGCUGGGCAGCACUGCACAGCUUAGCUCGGCACAGCUUGGGUUAGCACUGACAGAAAGCCGCCAUCAGCAUUUCUUAAGACACAGCAGUAGCAGCAGCAGCAGCACUUGAGCAGCCAUUAGUUUUCUCUGGGUCCCAGGCAUUAGCUUCAUUACACACAACAAUGCUCUUAGCUAACUCGUGUUGUUGUUAUGGUUGUAAUCUUCCCCACCUCCAUAAUGAGUACCUGCUUCAGACAGAGGACAGUAUGCAGGCACUACAAUGAUGGCACAUUAGACAAAGAUAAUGAGUAUUAUUGUUACAUUAAUGUGAUGUACUACAGCUGUGAUUUUUAACAGCCCAAGUUUGACUAAAUAACCGUUAUAGUUGAGUUUUCUAGUUUAAAGUAGAUACCCAGAGGGAGAAAACUACCUCAUGAUACGGUAUUGAACCUGCUCCCUUUUUUUCCUUUUUCUUUUUUUUUUUGCUAUCAUGAUAUUUAUCAUCUAUGAUAGCUGACAGUGUUAAUUAAACAGUGAGACCAAGGUUAUUAUGAGGAGAUGUGGAGUCAGAUUCCUGCUGAGGUGUUUCUGCGCUCAGCUCUGCUGUACGUCACUGCCCUGGCAUCGGUACUUACACCCCCCCAAAAAUUGGCUCUAACACACUUGGAAGAUGUGUCAGUAUGUCAGUCCCCUCUCAUCUCUACAGCCACCGUUGUAUGGUAUUUUCAGACUAGGCCAGUGUCAUUUCCCUCUGUGCAUGUGAAUCAUAGAAAUUAGACUUUCUACUGUUAUAGUUCAUUGUGUGGAACCUUCAGUAAUUGUCAACCAGAACGUUCUCAGGGAUUUCUCUACACAGGAAAAAAGGCGGAACAAAUGAACGACUGACUACAGGAAAAAGACAAAAACAUGACACAACAUGAGUGAGCAUUUAUUGUACUCUGUAUAUAUGCCAUAGUAUAUGUCUGAAUAUGGAGGAUCUGAAAGUAUAUGUUAACUAAUUUAUACAGAGUAUUCUAUGUAAUGUGAAAUACUUGAAGCCGCUGUAGUUUGCUCUCUCUCUCGCUCUCCUUCUCUCUUUUGUCUUCUCUUUUUUUCUCUUUUGUUGAAAACAGAACAUAUCAGAAGGACUAGACUGACCUUGUUGAUGGCUUUUUGGACUCUCAAGGCCUCAUGUGUUCACAUUUGAGACGCUGGAUCCCAUCAGAAAUGCAGGAUGAGUCAGAUUGUGAUGGCGGAGAAAAACAUUGUUGUUCAUUCCUGCUGACUAAAGCAUAGAAAGGGGAUGGAGGUAGACUACUUCAGGCCAUUGGUCAAUAAAUGUUUGAAAACACAAUACAGGAUUUCUUAAAAGUACUUAAUUAUGCAUGUAAGCUGUUGCACUAGCCUAGUUUUCCAUAGGAUCCUAUGGGGAAAAAUAACUAUAAUGUGCUUUAUACAGGAGCUAAUUGGAGAUGAAUCUGGUUAAAAAUCAUGUAUUAUGUGUCCAGCCUUACAUGCAUUUAAGGACAUCUCGUGGCUGAAGUCUGCCUCAUUUUGCAGUAAUAUAACCCUUGUCAAAGUAACUUCAUAGUUGUGCAACUCAACCAGACUCACAAUGAUAUUUAUGCACAGGUUCAAACUAGCUAAGAAUAAAAAUCGAGUCUCAUCAGUUCUUCUUUCAUUCACUGCAGAAUUUCCAGUGUCCUCUGCAUUGUUCAGCUGUCCUAUCAUUACUUGCCUUUUUUUACCUUCUUUACAUGUCUGAUUUCUUUUUUUUUCUUUGCAUCUUUUUCUAUCUUGUGUUCAUUAAAGAUAAAAGCAGCCUUUUCUCUUGCCUUGUCUUAACGCUUUAAAGUAACCAAACAGGAGAUCUAUCUAACAACCAAACGCGUUCUAAGAGGUGAGAGACAACCCACCUUGGUCCCAGCUUUAGUGUCCUUAAUUAGUAAGUGAAUGGCUGUGUAACUCAUGCUUUAACAAAGCAAUUCCUCACGUGUGUUUGGUGAAAAAAUACGUUGUCCAGUGUCUCUUGUUCUCUUCAGAAACAAUUUCCUCUGAGUCUUUCUAGCUGUUUUUUUUUUUUCUUUUUUUUGUGUAGGAAUCUUCUGCUCUCCCAUUUUAUUUAUUACAAUGACCCAUGUAUACAUGCUUAUGAAAUUAAGAUUUGAUACACCGAUAUCAAUUUAUUUAUGUAACUAAAUCACUGUUUUAUAAUCUUGUUAAUGAGUCAAUAAUUGAUUUUUUUGUUUUUGUUUUUUGUUUUAAUAAAAGUUAGUUUUUUGAAAUGUA